GACUGCUGCUGUCUCGCGGCGUUUGGAGAUCUUGCAGGCGCGCUGUAUGGAUGCUAAAGCUUUGGCGCUGCUCUAAACGCGACACGGAAUCAACAUGUCCAACCCUCCGCACGACCCUUUCUACUCGUCCCCUUUCGGACCGUUCUACCGGAGACAUUCACCGUACAUGGUGCAGCCUGAGUUCAGAAUCUAUGAGAUGAACAAACGACUCCAGUCCCGGACAGAGGAGAGUGAUAGUCUGUGGUGGGAUGCAUUUGCUACAGAGUUCUUUGAGGAGGACGCUACAUUGACCGUUGCCUUCUGCCUGGAGGAUGGACCAAAAAGAUACACAAUCGGGCGGACCCUCAUCCCUCGUUACUUCAGCACGGUAUUUGAGGGUGGUGUGUCUGACCUCUACUACAUCCUGAAACACUCCAAAGAGUCCUUUCACAACAACUGCAUCACUGUAGACUGCGAUCAGUGCACCAUGGUCACGCAACACGGCAAGCCCAUGUUCACCAAGGUGUGUACGGAGGGCCGGUUGAUUUUGGAGUUCGCUUUCGAUGAUCUGAUGAGGAUCAAGACGUGGCACUUCAACAUCAGACAGUAUCGGGAACUUAUCCCACGGAGCAUUCUCGCCAUGCAUGCACAAGACCCUCAAGUCCUGGAGCAGCUCUCAAAAAACAUCACCCGCAUGGGACUGACCAACUUCACCCUUAACUACCUCAGGUUGUGUGUCAUUCUGGAGCCGAUGCAAGAGCUAAUGUCCCGACACAAGACCUACAACCUCAGCCCGAGAGACUGUCUAAAGACCUGUCUGUUCCAGAAGUGGCAAAGAAUGGUGGCCCCUCCAGCUGGACAUCCACAGAACUUCAAGACGGAAAUUUUCCCCUCAAAUCACAAAAAAGAGCCCACUCGACAGACCACGACCAAGAGAAGAAAGAGGAAGAACUCCGCCAGCAAUGCGUCUAACAGUAGCCUUGGCAACAGCGCUGGCGGCAAGAAACGCAGCCCUGCCAACAACUUCAAUCUGACCAGCCAGGUACCUGAUGUGAUGGUGGUAGGUGAGCCCACUCUGAUGGGCGGGGAGUUUGGCGAUGAGGACGAGCGUCUGAUCACUCGGCUAGAAAACACACAAUACGACGCCACCAACGGCCUGGACGAUGACGACGACUUCACAAGCUCGCCGGCGCUCGGCAACAACGCUCCCUGGAACAGCAAGCCGCCCACAGGACAAGACAGUAAGCCAGAGAGUACAGCCUCGCAGCCCUCUCAGUAGGAGACAACAUGCGCAAUGCUUUCUCUCUGACCUCACUUUUUACCCUCGAUUAUGUAAAUCCCAAGUCAUGGUGUCAAUGAUGUCAUCCAUUUUCACCAGAAACUGAUGGUUCCACUUCUUAUUUGGGGUAACAUUUAAGAACUUCACAGACCAAACUUUGGCAGCAAUAUUUGCUCACUGGAUUUUUUCGAAAUCAUCUAGCUAGGCUACAAAGCAUCGUGACAAAUGUGACUUUUGGAGGAACUUGAUUUUAUCGAGGCUGAGUGAGCAAUCUGAAUUAACAGAGACCUGAAUUUGGGACAACUUUAGCCCAAUAAUCAAUGUAAAAAAGCUACCUGUCUCACAGUUCAUCACACAUCUCCAUAGUGACUCCAGCUGGCAACCACACUCGAUAUCAACCAAUCGCUGAAGAGACGGUCAUGUUGACUGCCUUCUCACUGGAGACUGGAACUGCAGAGGCACCCACUGAGACCAAUCCCUGAACAUUUGCAUUUUUAUUGGAAAUUCGUUUGGCUAUUGUCUUUUUCUCUCUGCUUUCAAUUAAAAGUG
Sinocyclocheilus anshuiensis is the source of this 1807-nucleotide messenger RNA. RefSeq names its product LIM domain binding 2a (gene ldb2a). Lineage: Eukaryota; Metazoa; Chordata; Actinopteri; Cypriniformes; Cyprinidae. The coding region runs from base 95 to 1258 and encodes 387 amino acids. The transcript has 9 exons. The record is from RefSeq and is a predicted model, not a curated record.